GUCAAGCCAUCACACAUGUCGGAGUCGCAGAAUGUCUUCGUCAUGCACAAUGGAAUCAACUUGCUACGUCAAGCCUGGGGUUGGCCCGGGCAGUCGCCCAUCGACGAAAUUCAGGCGGCUGUGUACGAGUUCUCCAAGAAAACGGCUCUGGACUGGGAGUGCAAGGCGCUGGUGGCCAGCAAGCCUGGGGUCAUAGUGGAAGAGCUUGUUCUGGCUGAGGUGGAAGGUGGCCGCUUCACGGUUGAUGAAUUCAAGUUUUACACGGUUUUUGGCCAAGUGGCGUUCGGAGAGGAGAUCUUCUCUUCAGCAGGCACUGUCAUGGAGAUUGACCGCAAUGGUCAGAUUCUCACAAACAAGAUGGAGUGCCCUCCUUUUUGUGUACGCCCUUGCUAUGCGCAAAUGGUGGAGAUCGCUGAGAAGGUGGCAACCUAUGCUCGUGCCGAUUUUCUUCGUGUUGAUGUGCUGGUUGCAGGCCGGUGCGAUGGCCUUUACGUGAGCGAGGUCGAGCUUUUUCCCGCGAGUGACUUCAGCCCUUUUCUCAAGGAAGCUGUUGCAGGUCGAUGGCGCGCGGGUUAUGGGGUCUAG
Molecule: messenger RNA, 585 nt
Organism: Symbiodinium pilosum
Lineage: Eukaryota; Dinophyceae; Suessiales; Symbiodiniaceae
Source: the annotation of a GenBank genome assembly